GAGUCUGACUAUGAAAACAAUAAACAAGGAGAAACGAAAGAGGACCUGUCGCUCAGAGUCGAGAUAAAUUGUGUUAGAAGGACAGCGUAUUUUACAGAGCGACAUAGUUAAAGGAAAUAAGAAACUACACGGGACAAAUAUUUAUCUUGACUCGAAUAAUUUUGGCGUUUUUGUGUCAAAGAAAAAAAGGAAGUUCGCUAGCCAGUGUCCUAGCUAGCUAGCCACCCCUGUCUAUCCUCUGCUUGUCCCUCCUUCAGCCAGCAAACACUUCGUUUUUAUUGUUAUGCAGUUGCCGGAGGAUUGUUGUCUCACUCGUUUUCCUCCACCACCUCUUCACUCCCUCACCCCCCUCUCUCUGGACCUAUGUCUCGGUGGUUCUUCCCCUGGUCGGGCUCAAUAAAGAAGCGGGCCUGUCGGUACCUUUUACAGCAUUACCUCGGUCACUUCUUGGAGGAGCGUUUGAGCUUGGAACAGCUGAGUUUGGAUUUGUACAAUGGCAGUGGAGUCAUUAAAGAAAUCAACCUCGACGUGUGGGCGGUGAACGAGCUGCUGGAGUCGCUAGGGGCCCCCCUGGAGAUAGUUGAAGGUUUUGUGCAGAGUAUAGCAGUAACAAUACCAUGGGCAGCGCUUGUGACUGACCACUGCACACUUGAAGUCACUGGGCUACAGAUAACAUGCAGACCCAAGUACAGAACCAGCAGGAGCUGGGACUCCCAGGGCUGGUCGUCAUGUAUGACCUCCAGCAUGCAGCUGGCCCAGGAGUGUCUGAAGGACCCACCUGAGGCAUCUGAAGAUCCACCUGCUCCUCUGGAGGGGCUAGAAAUGUUUGCACAGACCAUUGAAACAGUUCUCAGGCGGAUAAAAGUCACUUUCUUGGACACUAUAGUGAGAAUUGAACAUCAACCCUUUGAUUCUGAGACUGGGGUUGCCUUAGAGAUGCGAAUAACACGGCUGGAUUACUGUGACGAGGCUGUGAGAGACUCGAAUCAGACAGUGCCUGUAGAUAUCCACCAGCCCCCAGCCUUCUUGCACAAGAUCCUCCAACUAAACUCUGUAAAGCUGCUCUAUGAGACUCUCGGAGAACCACAGGGACUUCUUGUUCCUGAAAACACCCGAGGUAGUGAAGAUGAUGUUGAUGAUGAUGAUGAUUAUGAUGAUGAGGAAGAGAAAAACUCUGUUCCUCAGCCAUUACGGCUGCCUCCUGAGCCUCUGCUUAUUGGAAGUUGCUCUGGCUUCAUGGAGACUACUGUCAAAAUCAAACAGAAUGACAUGUUACCAGGGCCCAAGUUGGAACUCGAUGGAAAGGUGGGCUGUCUGCACCUGUUGCUGUCCCCAAGUCAGAUUAUUCACUUGACUGACCUUCUGACUGCCCUUUGCAUUGAGACAGAAGGUAGCAGUAAUACUAGAGGUGGUGCAGGCAUUGGUGGUCAUAGUAGGCCUCUGGGUUCAGAUGAUCUGAGGUUGAUAGAGGAGGACCUCAGUAAACAACUCAGUACAGAUAUGGCAGAGAGAGAUUUGGAGCUGGAUGCAGAUACUUAUGUCACUGGCCUGGAGAAUGGAGAAAUGUUUUAUUCUAUGGGGCCUGGAUGUAUGACGAGCAGUGUGAUGUCAGCACGCUCUGGAAGUGAGCUGUCUGACAGUGACAUGGAGUCUUCAAUACACAGCCAAAGCAGCCUGGCUCAAACACACCCUCUGUCUCCACAGGGCAUGCUCAACUGCCCCAGACGUUAUCCUGUACCAGGUACCUUAUCCAACUUGCCUCAAUGUAGCAGGCCUCCACGGCGCUCAUCCCAUGGUGGCCAGGCAGAAUCCAUGAAGCCUGACUCCUUGUUCCGUCUUUCCCUGGGAGGAGUCACUCUGACUCUACUGGAGCAAGAACCACCCCUGGGUCCUUAUGGCCAGUCUUCAUUGGCUGAGGUGUCACGGGUGUUUUUUCACGAGCUGGCCUUCUUCAAAGACAGCAUGUUCAGCGAGAGAAAUUUUCAGAACUUGAGAGGAAACUUUGCUAAAGCUUGCCCUCAUUCUCACCUCAGGCUGACAGGGGCAGCAGUACAGGUGGCAUGUGAGAUGCGUAGCUCUGGGCGGCACGCCCGUUCUGUGAUGUCUGACCUCUCCUUCAGCAGGCUGGAACUGCUGGAGUGUUUGUGGGAGCCAGGCAACCCCCAGUACAUUGAGCUGUUGCAGUUCCAGACUGCUGGUCUCUUUACUGUGGGAGCCACUGCCAGACCCUGUGCACAGCUACACUACAGUCUAACAGAAAAACACCAGCGCAAGAGUGGACUGAAGCAGCGUGUGGUGCGCAGGGACAGCUCUGUGCGUAUAGAGCUGGGUGAGCUCACCACUGAGGUAGACCUGGACACACUGGGCAGACUGGACAGCAUCAUACAGGCCUUAAGCCACUGUCCCAGCCAACCAUCAAAACCAGCACAUAUGCAGACUCAGUCACUAGAGGUGCACUCCUGUCUUACUCUUCUCUCUCCCCACGCCAUGCUGAGGCUCCGAUUCCCCAUCCCUGACCUUCGACCCUUAGACCAGAGAAGACCCAUUAGCAAGCGAGCAGUGCGUAAGGAAAUCCUGAGCCUGGAGAUGUCCAACUUGGAGAUGAAGUCUCAGCAGGGCCCAGACAUCCAAGAGACACCUUCCACUCCCAGUGCCAAGCUCAUACAGUUGUUCGAGGCCACUUUCAGUGACAUGCAUGGAGUUUAUGAGGGCUGGGAGGGAGGCUCUUUCCCUUGUAUCCGUGUCCAAAAAAGCACAGACUGGCAGAACCCAGAUGGCACACCUAGGAUUGUUGUACGUGUGAGUGGAGAAGCAGGUACAGACAGUAGAGGAGUUGUAGGUGUGGGGCUGAACAGAGAUUCUGGGCUUGGCUCUGUGUCUAUGGAAAAUCCCUGUGAGCUGAGAGAGAAGAACAGCUCCCCAUUCUCCUCCAACCGCACCAUGUUUGAGACAGAGGAGAUGGUGAUCCCAGCAGAUCCAGAAGAGAUGAAGGAAUUCCAAUCUCAGUGUGUAGCUCAGUGUCAGUAUGUGGUGGAUAUCACACUGCCUGUUGCCUACAUUCUCUUUCCCAGCAAAGAGGCCUUCCAGAGUAUAUACAAUAGGAUCAAUAAUGAUUUGUUGAUGUGGGAGCCCCCUCUUUCACCACCCUCCCCCCCAAAAAGCUUUCACAGCCCCUCACAGCAGCACAGAUCUGAGGAUGAUGAGUUUCAGCUCUGCAAAUCUGCUUUUAGACUUGUAGAAUCUGACUCAGAAGAGGAGGAGCCUCAGUUCUCUUCAGCCAGUGAUCCAGGGAAAAAGAGGCAACUAGAGUCUGAACUUAACCAUGCCCUCAGUCUACUCUGUUUAACUGUACUGAUUCACAAGGGCCGCAUCCAGACCAUGGUGGACAACAAGAAUGAGGCAGGACGAAGAGUGGAACAGUGCCAUGGGGAAAUGUUGCUAGACUUUGAAGGUGGAAAGAUUUUCAGUGUUACACAACAUCAGAAUAAUCCUAAUCUGAAUUUCUUGACGAUAGAGAGCAAAAAAGUAGAGCUGUAUCAUAAAGCGGAGGUACAGGAUUCCCCUAUUCCUGUGCGAUUGGAAAUGCCCAGGUUCAGUCCCCCAAACAAUCUGGACCCUACGAUUUAUCCCACAGAAGUGGGGGUCAGCAGCGUAGGUGGCAGAGAGAUGGGUGGUCAGAUGCUGUCGACUGCCAUCAAAAUCACACUAGAUCUCCAACGCAAUGUCAAGGAAUUCCUGGUUGCCCUUCGGCUCCAAGGUGCUACUUUACAACAUCACAUGGCAUUGACCAAUCACAGUUGGCAUGAGCAGUUGGUUGAUUUUCUGGAUGUCAUCGAUGAUGAUAUUUUAGGAUACACCCCUCCUGCCAUCAUCACAGUCUUACAUACACACCUGGCAACUUGUGCAGUUGACUACAGGCCCCUGUAUCUUCCAUUGCGUGUGUUGUUUACAGCAGAAUCCUUUUCUUUGUCCAGUAAUAUUAUUGUGGAUACUGCCACUUUCCACCUCAGGUUCAUCCUGGAUGACUCUGCGUUGUACCUCACUGAUAAAUGUGAGAGUGAAACAGUGGAUUUGAGACGAGACUAUGUUUGUGUAUUAGACAUUGACCUUUUGGAGCUGGCCAUUACUACAUGGAAAGGCAAUGACACUGGCAGAUUGACACAGCCUUUGUUUGAGCUCCGCUGCUCAAAUAAUGUGGUUCAUGUGCGCACGUGUGCGGACUCCUGUGCUGCUCUGGUGAACAUGCUACAGUACCUGGUUUCCCAGGGUGACCUUCACCCACCCCCACGGCAUGCCUCCCCUACUGAAAUCGCUGGACAGAAACUUCCACCCUCAGAAGCUGCUGCACCUUUACCACCCUGCCCGCCAGCAGAGACUGCAGAGAUUAACCAAUGUGAUCUUACUGAUGCCUUGAUUGACACAGAAAGAACGAUGCGUGAAGAGGAUCAAGACACUGGUUCUCCUUCCUCAGUAAAGCGAGGUUCCCCCGUGUCAGUGUACUUGUUCCCAGGAGAGGCCCCCAAGCCUCGCUCUGCCAUGCUAGAAGGGGACGUGUCAGAGCUUGAUCGGCUAGUGGUCACAGCCACUGAGGCUCAUGCAGAUAUGAUGUCAGAGGAGGGUUCUGAAGGCUCCACUGACAAUGAUGACUUCUGUAUCUUGGAGGCUCCAGGCAUGGGCAUUCCACCCAGAGACGGAGAGCCAGUGGUGACAGUGUUGUGUCAAGGCCCUAUAAAGGUGCGUGAUGGCUACUUCUCUCGUCCUCGGGGAAGUUCUGACCUGUUGCGGGCCCCCUCCCGUUUCCCUGUGCCCCAGAGCAGAGUAGUGCUCAGAGAGGUUUCCAUCGUCUGGCACCUCUACGGAGGCAGAGAUUUUGGGGGCAAACCCACAUCUGCUCACACACAGCACAGCCACAGAGGCCGUUCAGCUCCUACAGGAGCCCGUAGUUCUCCUUCCCGCUCAGCUGGCUCCUCCAGGCCACAGAACUCAUGGCGUUGGGUGGGAGGCAGUGGCAGACAGCACUCACUGCUCAUGGAGAUACAGCUGACUAAGGUCAGUUUCCAACACGAAUCAUACCUGGUUGUGGCACCACCUGCUGUCCCAGGGCAGGACGUAGAAGGGGCAGGUGUGGGAGAACAGCCUCUCUCCCGGCAGGUGUUCAUUGUGCAGGAGCUGGAGGUGCGCGACAGACUGGCCUCCUCCCAGAUCAACAAGUUCCUCUAUUUGUACACCAGCGAGAGCAUGCCUCGCAGAGCCCACUCCAACAUGUUGACGGUGAAGGCUCUGCAAGUACUUCCUGAGGCUGGCCUGGGAGGACCAGAAUGUUGCCUGAGAGUUAGCUUGUUGCCCCUCCGACUCAACAUAGACCAGGAUGCACUUUUCUUCCUGAAGGACUUCUUCAGUAACUUGGCAGCUGGAGUUAACCCCUAUCUGCCUGUUGACCCAGCAACUGAGGUGAAGGCAGACACUACACAAAAGCAGUCAGAGGAGGCAGAAUCUGUCUCUGGUUUAGGCCCUGACCUCACUGCCUCUGUGGAGACAACCUAUAGUGAGCAGAGCUCUUCUUCUGCUGGCUCUUCCUCGUCUUCUGACCAGCCAAUCUAUUUCCGAGAAUUCCGUUUCACCUCAGAAGUUCCAAUCUGGCUUGACUACCAUGGGAAGCAUGUGGCCAUUGAACAGGGAACGUUUGCAGGGAUUCUGAUCGGCCUGGCCCAACUGAACUGCUCAGAGCUGAAACUGAAGAGGCUGUGCUGUAGACACGGAUUGCUGGGUGUUGAUAAAGUCAUUCAGUAUGCUGUGAAUGAGUGGCUGACUGACAUCAGGAAGAAUCAAUUACCGGGCAUUCUGGGAGGUGUAGGUCCAAUGCACUCUGUAGUUCAGCUCUUCCAUGGAGUGCGGGACCUGUUCUGGAUGCCUAUUGAGCAGUACAGAAGAGAUGGGCGCAUUAUCCGUGGCUUACAGAGGGGGGCAGCCUCCUUCGGCACUUCAACAGCCUCUGCUGCUCUAGAGCUUAGCAACAGACUGGUGCAGGCCAUACAGGCCACAGCAGAAACAGUGUAUGACAUCCUAUCACCAACUCCACCCUUGACACGUUACAUCACAGAAGGACGCCCCACUUCUCGCCCCAGACGGACCCCCCAACCAGCUGACCUCAGAGAAGGUGUGGCCAAGGCCUAUGACACUGUCAGAGAGGGAGUGAUUGACACUGCUCAGACCCUGUGUGACGUGGCUUCAAGAGGACACGAACAGAAAGGUCUUCCUGGGGCAGUCGGUGGGGUUCUGCGUCAGAUUCCACCCACUGUGGUGCGUCCCUUAAUAGUGGCCUCUGAGGCUACCUCUAACCUGCUUGGAGGCAUGCGGAACCAAAUCAAACCAGAUGCGCGAAAAGAAGACUUCUUAAAAUGGCGCACAGAAGAUGGCCAAGAAUGACUGAGAGAGUUGCUUAAUAACUUUUUUUUCCUAGUGUAAAUGGAAGAGUGAAAGUGCGAGUGUGCAAGUGAAAAUGUGAGUAUUUGUGUGAGUAUUAAUUCAGUGAUGAAAAAGAAGAAAAAAAAUUUGCCGCUCAGCAAAAUCUGAGAUGUUUUAAGUGGCUUCCAGAUGUUAGUUGCACAUUUUCACAUUCAUGCAAUGCAAGCAUUUUCAUUGUGCACUUUGGUACAAGUAAAGCUCUCUGUAGGUAGCCAAGUGCAAUUCGCUGCCAUGUCAUAUUAUCAGAAAGUAUGCAAUCAUAUCAAUCUUGAACACUGUUUACCAUUUACCAAAUGAUCUGCUACUAUUUUUUUGUUUCCUCUUGGAAUUACACGUAGGGCAUCUAGAAUGUUUUCCUGUCUUUCUUUAAUUGUUUAAAUUGUUUGUUUCUUUUUGUCAGCUAUAACAAAUGUGACAUUGUUUGUCUGGCCCACAUCUGGGAUAUGAGGAAAAAAAAUUGUCAGCAAAACAUGGAUUACUGCAUAAAGGUGGCCUUGCUGUAAUAAUUUUUUUUUAAACGAUGGGAAUGUGAAUCUUCCACAACCUGUUUAAUGAUCUUGAACUAUUUUAAACUAUAACCCUGGUGUUAUUGUGCCAUAAUUCUGUUCAACGUGAAGAUGAACAUUUGGUUUGAACGUAAGUUUGAUCCUUCUCCUCCUAAUGCCAGUAUACAUGGUUCUGUAGCACUUUCAUGCUAAUUUCCUAAUCAGUACCCAUUGUUAUUUUCGCUGAAAAGCCUUUAUAUAUAUGUCCACUUUCCUGAAUUCAGACAUGCUUGACUUUGUCUUGUUGGUUGCCUUCCUGAAUUAAAAAAAGUGUUUGUUUUUUUUUUUCUUUUGCUAAUUAUAAUUAACACGAUGAUCAUCAUAUUCAUUGUGAUGUAGUCUUUGUACUGGGAAUGGCUUUCAGCCACCGAAAAGUUGGAAAAGGGGUUAUGACUAAAAUUGUACACUUUUGUUAAAUGCAUUAUACAGUUUAAAGGAAGUGAGGUGUGGGUGUGUGUGUGUGUGUGUGUGUGUGUGUGUGUGUGUGUGUACAUGGUGUCCUAUGAGUGUCUGACUGAGGAUGUGCAUGUUUGUGGGCUGACCGUUGUUUUGUUGGGGUGAUCUGUUGGCUAUGUGGCUCAUAGCUCUCAGUAUGUUUUUUUUCUGUAAUUACUACUAUAUCAUAAGCUGUAAGAAUGACCUGUAUAAUACAAAGACAAUGUGUAAACAAAUUACUACAAAAAUAAUAAAACAUGUACAUUUGAAAGA
This is a messenger RNA of Pygocentrus nattereri (red-bellied piranha), 7718 nucleotides long. RefSeq names its product autophagy related 2A (gene atg2a). The coding region runs from base 364 to 6426 and encodes 2020 amino acids. The record is from RefSeq and is a predicted model, not a curated record. The transcript has 42 exons. Lineage: Eukaryota; Metazoa; Chordata; Actinopteri; Characiformes; Serrasalmidae. Gene Ontology annotation, cellular component: phagophore assembly site; extrinsic component of membrane. Gene Ontology annotation, molecular function: phosphatidylinositol-3-phosphate binding. Gene Ontology annotation, biological process: reticulophagy; autophagosome assembly; autophagy of mitochondrion.